UGGUCGGUGAGUCGGUAAGCGGCGCUUAGUGUUUCCUCUCUCGGCUCGGUGUUUCUCCGACACGGCGCGGGGGAGAAGCGCCCUCGGCCCGCCAUGAACUCCAGCCUGGACCUGUCGCGGCGGAACCCGCAGGAGGACUUCGAGCUGAUCCAGCGGAUCGGCAGCGGGACGUACGGGGAUGUGUACAAGGCGCGCAAUGUCAACACAGGAGAGCUGGCAGCCAUCAAAGUCAUUAAACUGGAGCCAGGGGAAGACUUUGUGGUGGUCCAGCAGGAGAUUAUUAUGAUGAAAGACUGUAAACACUCCAACAUUGUUGCUUACUUCGGCAGCUAUCUCAGGAGGGACAAGUUAUGGAUCAGCAUGGAAUACUGUGGAGGAGGCUCGCUACAAGAUAUUUAUCAUGUGACUGGGCCUCUGUUGGAAUCCCAGAUUGCAUAUGUAUCAAGAGAGACCCUGCAGGGUUUGUACUACCUCCAUAAUAAAGGCAAGAUGCACAGAGAUAUUAAGGGAGCAAAUAUCCUACUCACAGACAAUGGCUAUGUGAAGCUGGCGGACUUUGGAGUUUCUGCUCAGAUCUCAGCUACCCUGGCCAAGAGGAAGUCUUUCAUUGGAACGCCAUAUUGGAUGGCUCCGGAGGUGGCAGCAGUAGAGAGAAAGGGCGGUUAUAACCAGCUCUGUGACAUCUGGGCUGUGGGCAUCACUGCUAUAGAACUGGCUGAGCUACAGCCACCCAUGUUUGACCUGCACCCAAUGAGAGCGUUGUUUCUCAUGACUAAGAGCAAUUUCCAACCACCUAAACUGAAAGAUAAAGUGCAAUGGACAAGUAACUUCCAUCACUUUGUGAAAAUGGCGCUGAUCAAAAACCCCAAGAAGAGGCCGACUGCUGAUAAACUACUGCAGCACCCGUUUGUGUCCCAGCCCCUGAGUCGGACCCUCGCUAUUGAGCUGCUAGACAAGGCCAGCAACCCUGACCACGCCCACUACAGUGACAUUGAUGAUGAGGACCAGGACCCAGACCCUGAGUCUCCUGUGACUGUGCCUCAUCGGAUUCGCUCCACAAGUAGAAGCUCCCGGGAUGGAAAGACUCUGUCGGAGAUUAACUUUGAUCAGGUGAAGUUUGAUCCUCCACUGAGGAAGGAGACGGAAUUGCAUCAUGAACCGGAACUCCAGUUGGAGCCACAGAGCAUCCUAGGAGACAAUAAGAGUCUAUUAAAAUCAGUAGCAGAGGAGCUCAAUCAGAGGGGUCAUGUGACACAUUUAGAGGAUGGUGAGGAGGAGGAUGAUGAUGGUGGUGAUGAUGAAGCUGUACAUUCAAAUUCCAGUUCCACAAUGAGGCCCAAGGUACCACCCCCAUUGCCCCCUAAGCCCAAGGCUUUGAGUCCAGCUCAGAACGGUCCUUCUGGAGACGACAGCGGUGGACAGGGGACGAUCAAGCGCUGUCCAACUUCUCCAAACCCCACCCCUACUCCUCCUCGCCCCGCCGCCUGUGUGCCCCCCAGGCCACCGCCCCCAUUCCUGCCCCCCCACAGACGCAGAAGCUUAGGUAACAGAGUUACUGCAGCUCAGCAGAAUGGAGAGAGAGAAAGACAGUCGACCCUUCCCACAAUCCCCAGCCGCAGGAGCAAGGACAUUCCAAAACCCAUCAGUAACGGCCUGCCUCCAACUCCCAAAGUGCAUAUGGGAGCAUGUUUCUCUAAAGUGUUCAACGGCUGCCCGCUGAAGGUCCACUGUGCAUCGUCCUGGGUCAACCCAGAUACCAGAGAUCAGUAUUUGCUUUUCGGAGCUGAGGAAGGCAUCUACACUCUUAAUCUGAACGAGCUUCAUGAGACCACCAUGGAACAGAUAUUUCCCAGGAGGUGCACAUGGCUGUAUGUGAUGAACAACUGGCUUAUCUCCAUAUCUGGUAAAGCAUCCCAGCUCUACUGCCAUAAUCUGGCAGGCCUUUUUGAGCAUGCCCGGCAGAUGCAGAAGUUACCGGUCGCCAUACCGACACACAAGCUGCCUGAUAAAAUCGUCCCUCGGAAGUUCACAGUGUCCAACAAGAUUCCAGACACAAAGGGGUGCCAGAAGUGUUGUGUAGUUCGCAACCCAUACACAGGGCAUAAGUACCUGUGUGGUGCGUUCCAGUCCAGCGUAGUUCUCUUCGAGUGGGUUGAGGCCAUGCAGCGAUUCAUGCUCAUCAAGAGUAUAGACUUCACGCUGCCUUGUCCACUGGAAGUGUUUGAGAUGCUGGUGGUCCCAGAGCAUCAGUACCCGCUGAUCUGCGUGGCCGUCAGUAAGGGCAGCCAGCCUGACCAGGUGGUGACGUUUGGCACGGUUGACCCGAACACCCCAGCACCCAUCUUCACCGAGCCCGACACGCCCCAGACGUGUGUCAUCCACGUUACGCAACUGGAGAGAGACACCAUACUGGUCUGCUUGGAUCGUUGUAUAAAGAUGGUGAAUUUACAAGGCAGGUUAAAAUCCAACAAGAAACUAUCUGCUGAACUCACCUUCAACUUCCAGAUUGAAGCAAUAGUUUGUUUGCAGGACAGUGUGCUAGCAUUCUGGAGGCAUGGGAUGCAAGGACGCAGCUUUAAAACCAACGAGAUCACACAAGAGAUCUCGGACAGCACGCGCAUGUUCAGACUGCUGGGGGCCGACAGAACGGUGGUGUUGGAAAGUCGACCGACAGACAACCCCACAGCCCAGAGUAAUCUGUACAUACUUGCAGGCCACGAGAACAGCUACUGAUCUCUCUCUCUCUCUCUCUCUCUCUCUCUCUCUUUUUCUCUCUCUCUGACACACUCACACACAAACAUAUAUACACUAAACGACUUUCCACAGCCAAACAACAUAUAACACACUACAUCCAUCCCCCCCCCUCCAGCCAUGUGUAUAAGCUAUGUGUGUGCACGUAGACAUUCCUAUAAGACCACAUGUCCCUUCAUGUGCAGCCAACCAUUCUGCUAAACUACUGUACACUACAGCUCAGCCACAGACUAAACCGCACACUUACCACACUGUCUACUACCACACGAUCAGCACCGGGAGACAAGACAACAACACAACCGUGCGCUGCUCCUCUCAACAAACACUACAAACAAACACUACACGACGUACUGUACACAACACAGUAACAACGACUACAGCAACAACACAACAACUGGCAACAGUGGCCAAACGAAGUUGUGACAAACAAAGGAACUAAAUUAAUGAUUUAAUUUAUUUAUUGUGGCAUGCUACGGGAAGAUCCACAGACGGCAUCCUCUUUUAGUUUGUAGGGUUUUUAAACGUGUCACCGUUCCUGCUUGCAGCCUUUCCUCGUCCUUUCUUAGAGCCAGAGGAGCCGGUGGUCCGGCCUUUACGUCAGGGGUCCAUAAACGACUCUGCAUUCGCUGUUCCGACAGAGUGUUGUAACUUCUGUGUAGGUAUGUGUUAUUGCAUUGUAACGAAAAAUAUAUAUAAAUAAUAUAUUCCUGGAUUUUCAUCUGCAUUUACAAUAUAAGAACAUGUACUUGCAUAGAAGUUACAGUAUGCUAGCAUACUUAUGUACAUACUUUGGUUAUUCGGACACCUGAUAAGAAGCAGGACCACACGAUAAAGUCCAAGUUUCCCCCCUACAGAGCCUACAGAUCAUUAUACUGUACUAUACUUCCCUUCAAGCCCUAAAGCAAUAUUUCAACUGUUCUUCAUGUGUUAACAUUGCUAAUAACCAGUCAAAGCAGUAGAUGAGUAGAGUUGUAUUGUUUUAAUUAUAUAUUUAUUUGUAUUUAAUUUAAUUUUCCCUGUUGUAUUUUCAUUUAAAGACUUACCUGAUGACUAUAACUAUGAACUGACCCAUGCCAAGUCUUUUUUUUUUUUUAGAGGCGUCAGAUUUAUUUAACAAGCAUAAAAGUAUGUACUAUAACAAUAUAGUACUAUUUAUGUGUAAACAAAAUCAUUUAGCGCAGGGUCUGGUGUGAAAUGGUUCAGUUUUUAAAGAAUGUACUAACUCAAAUUUGUUUACAGUGCCGGUUUAUUUAUUAUCCCAAUGCACCUGAUAACUAACCUACACUACUACAAACACCACACUACUACUCUAUUGUUAAAUACUAGAAAAAAAUAGAGCUUUAUAUUGUAUGUUGAUGAUGGUAACACAAAAAAUUAACCAAUUUGCUUUCCUUUGGGCACCGUACUGACAUGCCAAAAGUCAUGGGAUAGCAGUAUAGAAAAUGAUUGUAAAGUUUUAUGUCAGGGGACAGCUGGGAAACAGCCACACCUGUAUAAUAUAUUACUGUAUUUUUAGCAUUAUAAGGCACACUGUCAAUAAACAUCUAUUUUCUGGUCUAUUUUAAUACAUAAGGCACAGCAGAAUAUAAGGUGCAUUUUAUGCGACACUAGUAACUGGUAACUACUAGUAGAAAUAGGGGUGUCACCAUGUUUUCUCCCUUGAAAACUGUUUAUUUGGGUGAGUAAAGCACUUCUGUUUAUUUACAGCAAGCUUAGAUUUACAGAUUUCCACUAAAGCAGGAGCAUUAGCAUUUGCAGCUAACCGCUAACGGAGCCUACAGAGCUACACUGAGAAACCUUGAGUGUUCUGGUAAGCCAUGGUGAUAUUAUCUAGCGGUUUGUCCCACGUAGCUUGUUUUACCACGGUAAACACGCAGACUACAGUUUAGUAUACUCGCCUCUGAACGGCUAAGGAGCUAGUGCUCAAUGCGGUUUGCAGCUAAUGCUAAUGCUGCUCCAGGAGUGCUAGCCAGGGUUAGCAGCAGGCUACAGGCUGACAAUACUCGCCUCUGAACGGCUAAGGAGCUAGUGCUCAGUGCGGUUAGCCAGUAAUGCUGAUACUGCUGGAGAACUAAACUAAAACUCCUGUAUAACGCUGUACUUCAGCCUGAGUGGCUUUACUGCUCCUUAGAACCUGACUGGUAAAAUACAUACGUAAGAUGCACUGACAGUUUUUGGGAAAAUUAAAGGUUUUAAUUGUGUCUUAUAGUGCUAAAAAUAUGGUUUGUUGUGAGGUUUAACACUGGUCAGUGUGCUCAUGGCAAGGCAGCUUGAAUUAUGGAAGUUUAGGCGAGGCCUGAUAAUGGUCGUGUGUGCAUUUAACAUUCCUUGAUUCACAGGGUCAAGUGUGUCACAGAAUACAUCUUACCGUCAUUACUACCCACAGUGGACAGCUCAGUGGAUGGUGGUAAUAGAGACCGGCAGCGUCUGGCUAACAUUUUCCAUGCAACAGACAAGAAAAAUAACAGACAUUGAACGUAGGCCUGUCACGAAAAUUACCUUAUUAAUUUAUCAUACAGUAGUAGCAGCAGUAGGUAAAGAUAAAAGUUAAUAUUUCCCAAACUAUGAUUAAUAUAUUUUUUGGUUUGUAAAAAGUGUAUAAUUGCUUUAUUAUGCUAUUAUAUUAGCAGUAUGUCAGUGGCAUUUAAUGGCCUUAAAGUGAGGAUAAUAUCGUUUAUCUCAAUAAUUUCUCAAACGAUAUAUCGUCCACUAAAAUUGUUAUUGUGACAGGCCUAUUGAAUGCUCACAUUCAGAGCGGGAGACCCCACACACUCACAUCCCACAUAUCAGUGCAGUGUUUCUGUGCACCUGUGAGACACUGUGAACAAGUUUGACUUAGUACAAUUCUCCAGUUCCACACCAAAUCCACUUUGUGUAUCCUUGCUGUUUUGCUGUUCGUUAGCUGUGUUAACAUUUCAGGUGAAUUAUUCCUUUAAGACUGUAAACUAAAAAAGUAUUUUUGAUUUCAGUGAGAUGUUUCUCAGCCAGUGUUACAGAGUAUAUAUAGACAUAUCUAUCUAAUAUCUAUAUAAACAGUUGCCAAAUGAAAAUCAUGAGAUGAUGAUACUCAUGUUCGGUCCACAACUAUCAAAACACUUCCAAAAAAUUCUGUAUUGUCCGUUGAAGUCCAUUAAUUACAGUCGGUUGUAUUGACUUUAUAAGUUUUCUUUGGCCCGAAAUGAUUUAUUUGAUACACUAUUUAAUAUAUUCAUCCAUUCCACUUUGUGAAACCAACUGACCAACCCUAGUCAAUUCCUUAACCAUACUGAUUGUAAGCAGGUUGUGUUAUUUAACUUUAGUCUUAUCAUUGAGAAUUUAGUCCAAAUACAAAGAUAGCAGCCAUGUACCCUGUGAUGCUUCAAAUGCUAAAAUACUCUCUUUUCAUGUCUGGUUUUGACCCAGGCUUCAGCUUCAGCCAAGUCAUUACUAGUCCUGGGCCAGUUCUGUAGAUUAAGCAAGCUUUAUUCUAAACUAAAAAAGGGAGAUUUACUGUUUUGUAUGUGGAGGCUAAACUCAAACCCAGUCUGUUUAGGUUAAGACUUCACACUGCUGUUUAAAUCAUAUAUUUGCCUUUUAAAUGAAACACCAGAACUCAAAUGAGACUUGAUUCCAUUUCAGCAUAAGAAGACUAGUUUUAUUUAUGGGAAGAUGGAUUUCAGUUCAUGAUGGUUUGUUUUGUAUUUUAUUGCUUUUAACUGAAAGCCAUGCCUCACGUUCUUGUUUGUUUGUUUGUUUUUGUUUUCUCAAUUACGUAACAUUACUAAUCACUGUAUUUGAGAAAUUUGCACAGUUUUAUACGGAAUAUAAUGUGACAUGUCACUGUUGGCAAGUGCAUAUGUGUUUUGAGAUGUGCAUAAAAUAAGUAAAUGCAGUAACACCACCCACACAUGCAUCGCUUUACACUACGGACAUGUGCAUUCGCACUCUCAAGCUGUGACGUCGUUAGGAGGUAGAAUAGACUAAUAGAGGUUACUGAGAAAUCGUAGAUCUGAAGAACAUGGUGAGGACAUGCAGCAGCGGUCAAAUGGUUUGGACACACCUGCUUGGUUUUGCGCAAUGUUUCUGUUUUUACAUCUUAAUAGAAAAGUUCUUAAACAGAGCUAAUAAUCCACAUUAUUACAUAUGCCAAUAAAUAAGAAGUUAAACAUAAAAACAUAUAUAUUUGACGUUUUGAUAUGCAAAAUGUUACACAUACUCAUAUUUAGGAACUGUGAGAUUUCUGCAUUCUGCAGUCCACCAGAAAAUAUAUAUUCCGACAAUAUUUUGUCAGAUUUUUAAUCUGUUUUGUCCAAAAUGGAAGCAUUUUAGACCAUCUACCAUGAAUUUGAAGUCUGUUUUUUUAGUCUUAUCCCUUUCCUACCCAGUAGCUGGGAGGCUAAGGACUGGCAUGUUUACCUGCAUGGAUCCAGCUAACUGCUAAUGCAAGCUAGCAUUACAACAGUUCAACACGCUUGGAGGAGAACACUAAUAAAAUAAGUAGUUUGACAUAAAAUCUAAUUAACUUUUCUAAUAAACUAUUCAGAUUCUUUCUUUAUUAUUAUUAAUUAAGCUGUUUUUAGCUCUAGAUUUAGCUCUUCUUUUUUUAAUUUUUGCUUUUAAAACAAAAUAAAAUCAGUUUUAAUAUGCCUUCCGGCUGGUGUGUCCAAGCUUUUGACUUAUACUGUAUUUUUGCUGUUCUCUGCCGCUGAUCUCUGAAGUAACAAGAUACAAUGCAAUGUCUUGCUGAUGCAGUACGUGUAAAUACGAGAGAACCCAGAGAACUCGUUUCAGCGUGUUUUCACUUUACGAAGAUGUUUUAAACGCGUUCCCCUUACACUCAGAGUGUUUAUUGUCGUGAUUACUGAAUGUUCACUUCUUCAGGAAUGACUUGAGUUAUGUGUGUCUUGUAGAAAGGGCCAGAUUUUGCGACGGUCUCUCUGAAGACGCUUCCUAAAGAAUCAAAUUCGUCAGGUUCGUUGAUUAACCCAGGGCUAAAAUAUUUUAAUGCAGUUAACGUUCAUUUCCGACUGUGUCGUCUAGAAGAUGAUAAUAAUAAUGAUGAUGAUGUAAAGCUGCAUUCUGUGAGGCUUCGUUCUCUUUUUUUCUUAACAGUUUAUUUUUUGGAAAGAUUUCCAGACAGGCUGCUUGUGUGACAGAUUGGGGCUUGCUCUGUGUUUUCACUCAAGCCACACUGUGUACCAGUCAAAACAUGCAGGGGGAUUUCAUACUGAGGUAUUUAAAGUAGUUAAAGACAUGAUUAUGUAAUCAGUCGUACUGUUUGAAGUAGUUUGGAAGCAUUUAAUACUAUAUUACCAACUGUGAAUUCAAUAAAUAAUAAUAAAUGUGCUAUGAGGAUGUCUUCUUGAGCUAGGUCACAAAAUAAAUAAAAAAAAACAUUUUUGUUUAUUUUUGUUUCUAUAAAGAACAGUUAAGUCUGAAAAACCUUAACAGUGAGGAAAAAAGGUCCCUUAAGUGUUUUUUCUGUGUAUGUAUAUAUACAUUUAUUUCACAUUUUUUACCAGCUGCUACUCUUUUCGAGCCUACACCUCUUUUCGAGCUGCUAUUGAUACAACAACUGAGUAGCAUCACAGCGCACUCAGAGUAAAGUGCAGCGUCUGGGUUUCGAUACAUCAGCUCACAGACGCCUUGUGCUGAUUGACAUUACCCUAGGAGUGAUUAUGGAAAAGAGCGCCCUCUACCCACCCAGAGAGAGCAAGGCCAAUUGUGCUUUCUCAGGGUUUUGGCAGCUGAUGGCAAGCUGCAUGACUGGGAUUUGAACCAGCAAUCUCUCAAUCAUAGUGGGAGUGCUUUAGACCGGAGUGCUUAGGGACCCUGGCCACUUAAGCUUUUAAAAUGUUGUUCCACACAUGCUUCUUUCAAUACAUGAAAACGAUUGUUUUGUGGCCUAGCUCAACAAACCAUUUAUAGCACCUUUAUUUAUACAAGAGUUUACAGAUCUUUAUACUGGAGUUAGGCUAUAUGGUGAUACUUUAUCAUAUGGUGAUACAUUUUCCUAUACUAUUAUUUUUUAAGCAUAACUACAUUUAUUUACGAAAAUAGUUGUAAAAAUGUACUUGUUGAAUUGCAGUAUAUUUUAAAUGAAAUUCACUGUACUCAAUAUGGAAAAGUAUAUGAACAAUGUUUCUUUAUGGAUCUGUCGCUACUGAUGCAUUUUGAAUGCAAUCACAUUCAUCAAGAUAAAUGUAUUUUUUCCAUAUCAAUUAGCUCUUAAGUAUAGAUUAAAGUACUGUAAGCUAGGCACCAGAGGUACAGUACCAGUCAAAAGUUUGGAAACCUUCUCAUUUAGUUUUAAUUUUAUGUCUUUGUUCUCUACAUUGUACAUAAAUUAGUUUUGAAGACAUUAAACAAACCAGAAUGUUUUAUAUAAUCGCAGUUUUACGCUCGAGGUUCAUGAUAUAACAUGUAAUAUUGGCACUGCUGUGCUGCAGCCUCAUGCCUACGGCCACAGCACAGCAGUGCCAAUAUUUACACGUUAUAGCAUGAACCUCGAGUGUAUUAUUGCGAUUAUACGACAGUUCCAUUAUCGCUGUUUAUUAAAGGAUUUGAGUUAAAAAGGGUGAGCAUUUUUUUUUUAAUAGUUCCAUUGCUGCUCUGUUUGUAGCUGCACUGUUUGGCUUGUAAGCGCUGCAUCGUUGCUAGUUUACUUGUCUGUGGCGGAGCUCAACCCCUCCCCAAUCAUCUCAGCAGCUGAGUUUUACAUCUGGUGAUUGUGAAAGCCAAACACUAAUUUAUUAACUGGUAAUACAUAAUACAUUUAUGUGUUCCCCCUCAUAGUUUUGAUGUCUUCAUGUCAUGUACAAUUACGAUUUAAUUUACAAUGUAGAAAAUAUUAAUAAUAAUGGAGCAGGAGACUCUACACUUUUGACUGGUACUGUCUUUAAAUAUGUUUUAGUAUUUUUUUUAUAUUAAAGUUUUUCCCACACCAUACCAUAAGAAGCUGAUAAAUGAUAAGUUAUAUACUGUUAUUAGCUUUUAUAGCAUUAUAAUUUAUAUAAUUUAGAUUUCGUCCAAGUUAUGUACUUCAACAGGCACUUCAAGACUCCACAUAUACAGUGAGGAAAAUAAGUAUUUGAAAACCCUGGUACUUUGCAAGUUCUCCCACUUACAAAUCAUGGAGGGGUCUGAAAUUUUUAUCUUAGGUGCGUGUCCACUGUGAGAGACGUCACAAUGUAUGAUUUUUGUAAAUAAUUUGUUUGUGUGUUACUGCUGCAAAUAAGUAUUUGAACACCUGUGAAAAUCAAUGUUAAUAUUUGGUACAGUAGCCUUUAUUUGCAAUUACAGAGGUCAAACAUUUCCUGUACUUUUUUCACCAGGUUUGCACCAAACACUGCAGCAGGGUUUUGGCCCAUUCUUCCACACACACAGAUCUUCUCCAGAUCAGCCAGGUUUCUGGUCUGUCACUGAGAAACACGGAGUUUGAGCUCCCACCAAAGAUUUUCUAUAGAUUGGUUUAGGACCGGAGACUGGCUUGGCCACUCCAAAACCUUGAUAUGCUUUUUACAGAGUCACUCCUUGCUUAUCCUGGCUGCGUGCUUUGGGUCAUUGUCAUAUUGGAAGACCCAGCCACAACUUAUCUUCAAUGCUUUAACUGAGGGAAACAGAGGUUGUUCCCCAAAAUCUUUGAUAACAUGGCCCUGGUCAUCCUCUCCUUAAUACAGUGCAGUUGAUGAUGCUUCCACCCCCAUGCUUCACAGUAUUGAUGGUGUUUUUGGGAUGGUACUCAUUAUUAUUCGUCCUCCGAACACGGCGAGUGGAAUUAGGACCAAAAAGUUCUAAAUUUCCUAAAAUACUAAUUUUCCUCACUGUAUUAUAGUACACCCAUCAGCCGAAACAUUAAAACCAUCUACCUGUCGAUGCAUGGACUCCACAAGAUCUCUGAAAGCGUCCUGUUACAGAAACAGGUCCUUGAAGUUCUGCAAGUUGAGAUGUGGAGCCUCCAUAUGAGUAUUAAUUAUUAUGGGGCAUCCAUGACGCAGGUUGGAGCACUUUUUAAUAGGUACUGAACAUCCUGAACAACUGUUUUGGACAGUUCACAGUUUGGUUCAUGUUAAAAUGUCUCAAAUUCUUAUGCUAGCCUGUUUUUUUUCUUGUUCUUUUUGCUUCUAACACAUCAGCUUUCAGAACUGACUGUUCACGUACUGCCUAAUGUGUCCUAAUGUAACCAGAUCAUCAGUGUUGUUCACUUUAGGUGUCACUGGUUUUAAUGUUAUGGCUGUUUGGUGCUUUUCUCAUGAUAAAGAAAAUACACAUGGCCAUAUAAAGACAUCAGUGUUAUUUAGCAGUGUUCACACAGUGUCAAUAAUGCGUAGCACCAAAAGUUGUUUGAGUACUAAUAGCGCCCCCUUGAGAAUGUUCGAGGACUAAUUGCGCCCCCUUGAGAAUCUUCAAGCUGCGUAAAGAAUUAACGUGUUUCCACCCUUCAGAAUGCAGCUUUCGUCUCAAAGCGACGUGGCGUAGGUUUAUCUGACGAAGUCGUUUGUAGCACGUGGUAACUAAACGUUUUGUCGGCUGCAUUAACAUAUUCGAUUCACACUGCGAUGCACAUGACCUGUAAAUAGUGUAAAAUAAUAUUUGGUUUUACAGACUGUACAAUCGUCUAUAUUUUGUUUCAAAUGUGAAACUGAUCUAUGAGACUGAGGUAACACAUUAAAAGGAGAAAAGAACAAUAA
This is a messenger RNA of Astyanax mexicanus (Mexican tetra), 11420 nucleotides long. It is a transcript of the gene map4k3b, whose product is annotated as mitogen-activated protein kinase kinase kinase kinase 3b. The record is from RefSeq and is a predicted model, not a curated record. NCBI's taxonomy places the organism in Eukaryota, Metazoa, Chordata, Actinopteri, Characiformes, Acestrorhamphidae. Bases 94 to 2733 code for a protein of 879 amino acids. Gene Ontology annotation, molecular function: MAP kinase kinase kinase kinase activity; ATP binding. Gene Ontology annotation, biological process: protein phosphorylation. The transcript is spliced from 33 exons.